GUCAGUUUCUCGAAUUCCCAAUUUGUCUUUUUUAGGGCAAUCAUUCAUUCAAUUCUGUGUACAACAAUCGAGAAGUCAAAAUCAAAUUUGACCAGAAAAGAGAGACAGAGAGAGUGAUCGAUCUUUUGGUUCAAUCGAUCUCUUUCUCUUGUAGUCUCUCAAAGUCGCUAUGGGUUUAUGGGAAGCUUUUCUCAAUUGGCUUCGAAGCCUCUUUUUCAAGCAAGAAAUGGAGCUCUCUUUAAUAGGUCUCCAAAACGCUGGAAAAACAUCACUUGUUAACGUUGUCGCUACUGGUGGAUAUAGUGAAGAUAUGAUCCCUACAGUGGGAUUUAAUAUGCGAAAAGUAACUAAAGGAAAUGUAACAAUAAAACUAUGGGAUCUUGGUGGACAACCAAGAUUUCGUAGUAUGUGGGAGAGAUAUUGUCGUGCAGUUUCUGCCAUUGUGUAUGUUGUUGAUGCAGCGGAUCCUGAUAACUUGAACAUAUCAAAGAGCGAACUUCAUGAUUUAUUAAGCAAGUCGUCGUUAAAUGGAAUCCCUUUGCUUGUGUUGGGAAACAAGAUUGAUAAAGAUGGUGCUUUAUCUAAGCAAGCUUUGACUGAUCAAAUGGAUUUGAAAUCUAUAACGGAUAGAGAAGUAUGUUGCUAUAUGAUUUCGUGCAAGAAUUCGACAAACAUUGAUUCGGUUAUUGAUUGGCUAAUCAAGCAUUCCAAAUCCAAAACUUAAAAGUUUUAUAUGAGUAACAAAAUAGUUCUUGUGUCUUGUUUCUUGUUCUUGAGUUGGAGUUUGAUAAUCUUGAUAUGAAAAACAAAUGGAAAUUUCGAGUUACUUGUGUGUUGUAUGUUUUAGGUGAUUGUUUUGUGAAAGUUUUCUAUUGAUUAAUGUAUAGAUAAUAGGAGCUUGUUAAAUUUGUGGGCUAUGCUUUCGUGGAUCCCUAUAUUUUAGGGGUGUUUUGAUCGGAUGGAUUGCAAUGGUAAAUGAAUGGAAUGGAACGAUAAAUGAAUGGAAUGAAAUGAUUAAGGUAAUUGAAGAAACAAGGAAAUGAAAUGAG
Molecule: messenger RNA, 1049 nt
Organism: Lactuca virosa
Lineage: Eukaryota; Viridiplantae; Streptophyta; Magnoliopsida; Asterales; Asteraceae
Source: the annotation of a GenBank genome assembly